AGACGUAAAAUUCUUUCCGUGCUUAUCCAUUUCGUCAGACCUUUCCUGACCGAUUAUUAUUUUCGCCGUUCGACGGACGGCAUAAAACAAACCUUCUUUCCACCGAAGCGGAUUACAUUUUUCUCAUACUACCGCCCGGUAGUGGAACGUUCCCGACGACAGUCAAUCGCAGCCGCAUAGAUGACGAGUUCAUUUUCAUUCUUUAAGGCCGCCUCAAGGUGGACGAAAAACCACAAGUUUGUAAGUACCUACCACCUAUGUACUCGGGCGCCUACUUAUCCUUGUGGGUACACAGUUUUUCACUCGAUACUCCCGUUUCGCGUUUGCCCAGCACGCUCGGUUAGUUGUACGUACUUCCGUAUUAGGUAUGUAAGGUGCCCGCACUCUUUAAUUGCCGACUUUCUUUACGUCGGUUACUUCACCCAUAACCUGACAACACCCUUCUACGUUUAACUCCUGUAAUAGUCGUGUGCCAAUAAUUGAGAAUUCCAUAAAUCGUAUUUUGAACGUGACCUUUCUUAACACCGAGAUCAUGCGAUCAAUGAACUGUAAUUUGUAUUGUGUUAGUGCACCGGGCUCAAUUUUUAAUUACACUCGCAUAGGUAUAUCUUUUUUUUUACUAUUUCAGUGUGUAGUGCAUACAUUAAAUUGUUAAUUUUUUUGUUUUUAACUAUACUACUUUUAUAAGAUUAUCAUUGCGAUACCAAAAUUUGAUACAUUUACAAUAAUUAAGUACCUAUCUAUUCACUGUCGCAUAAUCAUAUGCAAUUAAGACUAAUUUUAAGGUCGUUUUUAUAACGUUCUGUAAAUGUUGGUUAACGUACAGAAUUUUCCUGGUUUGCUGUAAAAAAACAGCCGCCAGUUAACUCUAACUUACACAUUACGGGUUAUUUUAAGAAACACUCGUAAGUUGUCUAGAGUAAUGUCAAUGACAUAAUUAAAAAUGGAAAAAUUAACCUCUUAAGCAAGACAACAUUAUAUGUUUCUUCUUAUGGUUUAAAUACGAAGCUUUAAUAAUUCAUUUUUAUUAUAUUCUAUUCUUUUUAACUAUCUUAGUUUUUUUUUUUUUAUUUAUGACUAUUAAAUACAAUUGUAUAUAAUUAUAACACGGACAAUAUUAUCUAAAAGAAGGCUAUUUAGUGUAACGUUGGGUCUUAAGAGUAUUGGAAGUGGUGAUUUUCUAUCUUUAUCUUACACUCCUGUAACAUAAGAAUUUAGACGUGUUCUAUUUCCAACGUACUAAUUGGUUUAGUGAACCGAUAAGAAUUCUGAAAACAGAUUUGAACUUUUCUUCAAGUCUACUUGGAAUUAAUUUUUUACCUUUUUUUUGAUUUUUGGUUUUAUUUUCAUUCAAAAUAAAAUUAUUUCAUUUUUUAAUUACUCCUUUUUUUUUAUGGCUUUUUUAGAAUUUAGGGGACUAAAAUAAAAAAUAAGAAAAGUCAAUUUCAAGUGGACUUGUCCACAAAUUCAAAUAUGUUUUCAGUAUAUCGCUUCACUAGACUUAUCUGUAAAUUUGAAAUAGAACACGUUUAAAUUCCUAUGUGUACAAGACAAAGACUUUCAAUCACUUUAAUGAUUUUAAUCACUUUAAUGACUUACGUUAUAUAUUGAUAGGUAAUACUAUCUGCUUGCAUUUUUUAUAAACAAAAUCAAUUUCUUAUUACAUUGUUGGAUUUAUAUUAUUACCUAUUGUUUUAGAGAACUAAAUAUUAUAAUGACAGUAUUAUUUAUAUUAUUAUUCAAUAGAUAUUAAAAUUUAUGUAUAAUUCUAAACAAUUUAUUAGUUCAAAAAUGUAUGCAAAUUAGUUCUUAUUUUUUAAAAAAAAUGUAUAGUGGUUUUUAUUUCUUCUCUUGUAUUAUUUUAGAGUAAAACAUUUGAAACGGAAUUUAUAUUUGAGUACAGUGUACUCCCGAUUAUCCGCCGUCUUCCACGGAAUCGUCUACAUAUCUAUAUGUAUACAAAAAAAUAUAUAUGUAUUGUAUCUUUCCAUUAUAAAUCAUUAUAGGUUUAAUUGGGUUGUGAAUUUGUCAUAGUCGAUAACUCGAUAAUGACGUAAAAUAUGCUUUAUCAAUACACAUUAUGUUAUGUUCCUUUAAUACUAGACCCUCGAAUGUACAUUGUACAUCAUUAUCGGUUAAAUUGCGAAUUAUCCGCGGAAUUCGUUUAUUCGUGGAUAUCCUGCCAUCCUAUUCCACGGAUAAUCGGGAGUACACUGUAAUAGCAUCAUGAAUAUUUUAAAAACGUAGGUAAGAAAGGUAUUUUUGAUAUUUUAGAUAUUUUUAUUAUGUACCUGUAUCAUUAAGGCAUAAAAAAAAAUAUUGAAAUAUUGAGUGGUGAAAUUAAACUAUAUCAAAAGUGGUUUUUAUACAGAUACUUAUACACAAAUUUUAUUAAUAGAUAAUAGAUAAGCCAAGAACAAUCAUUUUUUUUUUUAGUUUUUGACUAGUUUCGGAGUGUUGGCUGGUGGAGGUAGUUCCCUUCUUUAUGCACUUGAACAAUCAAUCCAUGCAUCGAAUGAUGCAGCUCCCUUAGCAAAACAGAAAUGGAACCAUAGAGGUUGGUUUGAUACUUUAGACCAUGCAAGGUAAGCAUAAUAUUUUGUUUUUUUUUUUUUUUUUCAUAAUAUCAAAUAAAGAAUAUAAUAUUGAAUUAUUUUAUAGCGUUCGUCGUGGUUGGGAAAUUUACAAAAAUGUAUGUGCAGCAUGCCACAGUGUUGAAUAUUUAGCAUAUCGUGAAUUAGUGGGCGUAUGCUUGACUGAAGCCGAAGCCAAAGCUGAAGCUGCUGAACAAUUGGUAAGUAAAAAGUAUUUCAAAUUAACAUAAUAUUUUAUAAUAAAAAUAUUUGCCUUAUUGUAUUCAAUUUAGAUUGAAGAUGGCCCUGAUGAAACUGGAGCCAUGUACAAGAGACCAGGAAAAUUAUCUGAUAUAUUACCAAAACCAUAUCCAAAUGAAGAAGCUGCUCGUUAUGCUAACAAUGGUGCCUAUCCUCCUGAUUUGACUUAUAUUACUCAAGCAAGAAUAGAUGGAGAGGUAAUUUUUUAAAUAAUAAUUGAACUGUCAUAUGUUUAUGAAGGCAACACAAUUAUUUAGCACAGUGUUGUUUUUUUAGGAUUAGAGUUUCUUAUUAUUUAUUAUACAAAAUAUGUUGUUAGAGUAGUCAACUUUUUCAUAAUUAAGUUUAUCAGAACUCUUUAAUGGCUAGUUAAAAUUAUAAAUGCAUUAUAUUAUUUGAAUUUGACUGGGAUUUUAUAUUGUAUCUUAAGAUACAAUAUUAAAUGUAUGAUGUAUGAAUAUUUUUCAUUAAAUAUCCUCAACUUUCAGUAAACAUAUUCUAGUAAAAAACGGUAAAAUAGGCAUAUAAAAGUUUAAAAAAGUAUAAUAAUGUAUGAAAAAAGAGCUGACACUGUUGCUGAUGGGUACACCACUGUUUUAUAGGGGAGAGUAGGAUACAUAAAGUUAUUCUUAUCUGUAAGCAACAAUAAACCAUAUGCAAAAUUUGAUUUUAAAACUUAAGAAAAAAAAAUUUUACCACUAAGUACAACUUUUAAUGAACCUUGUGUCAAAUUGUCAAACAGUUAUAUUCAUAUAGUAUUUACAGCAUAGGUUCUUAACCUUUUUUUGGUUAUGGUCCUCUUUCAAGUAUAAACUAUAACCAUGGACCCCCUCAAAAUAACUACAUUUUUAAUUAAAAUUAUUUUUUAAUGCUAAUAAUAUAAGACUUUGUAAAUACAUAAUUUUGUUUAUUCACAUUUAGGAUACAUCAUACAUACGAAUAAUUGUUUGGUGUUUUUUUAAGGUUCAUUGUGAUAUUUGUUGUUGUCUUAAUUUUAUUGAAAAGUCGGUGAUUUAUUAAUGCUCUAGCUCUGAUAAAAUUCACAACUUUGACUGCAAUUGUCAUUAUCUCUUUUAGAUCCGUUGGUAAAGUUUUACACGCCAAAGCGUAUUGAUGAAGAAAGUAAUGAGUGUUAUGAUGUCAGUAAUUUCUUUCUUUAUCAAAGCUGUGAAACCAGAUGAUUUACCAAGCAUCGCAGGAGCGCCAUUGGUGCACAGUGAACCGAGAUUUUUCUUAUAAUUUAUUUUAUGUUUUGAAAAAAAAUUGGUUAUCAUUUCAAACACAUCUAUUGCCUUUGUACUUUCCAAAAGUGGUUGGCAAAAUAGGAAUUCGUCUUUAAUAGUCUCAGAACACAUAUAACGCACAAAAACUAAUAAUUGGCUGCAUUAAGAAAAUGUCAGUACUUUCAUCCAGUUGCAUACUUAACGGAAAAGAGGUAGAAUUUAAUUCUGAAAUUACUUGUUUUAAAAUAUUAUUUGGCAUAUAAGAGCGAAUAGUGUCAUUUGACAAAGGUACAGCUUCAAUUUUUUUCGUUCUAAACCACAAACCAAUUCUACCAUUUUUAAUGCACAUGGUUUUAUUAAUAAUUCUCUGAUAGUAUGUGAUUUCUUAUUUCUAGCAAUGCGGUACGCUACUUUGUAAGAUGCUUCGAGACAUGAUUUUUGUGGAAGUACAAAUACAAGUUUGGUUAAUGUACCACCUUUUUCAAAACAUGCCUUUUUUGUUUGAAAGACUUCCAAAUAAUCUGAUGAAUGUUGAGGCUGUAAUGAAUCAUGUUCUUUGAGUUUUACUGGUUUCAUGCUUCCAUUUCCAAUUUUUCCGCAAUUAAAACAUUGUGGUUUUUGGUUGUUACAAUCGGUAAUAAAUGUAAAACCAUACAAUGUAUAUGAGUUAUAUUUUCUUUUUUUUGACAUUGACAUAAUAUGUUUUCAACAAAAUAAAAAUAAAAGAAUACGUAAACUGGAAUAAUUAUAAUGAGCAAAUAAUCAAUGUGUAAUGUGUAGGUGACAAAACACAAUUUAACGAGACACUAUAUGCAGCACAACGCAGUAUAGUGAGAGCUGGAGUUUUCGUGUUCAGUUAAAAUUGUUAAAUUGUAUUGUCACAGUAAUCAUAAAUGUCAUAAUCUAGAUAUGAUAUUGUAUGAACUAAUAAUUAUUGGUUUUCCCGGUGUGUUUUGAGUGACCGAGCGAACAUUUUUUAUCUUAACAGACGAUUUUGAUUUAUCGAAUAAUUUGAAACAAAUUUAUAUUUAGGUAAUUUUAAAAAUCUCACCAAUUUUGUGGACACCCAGUUAUCCUCUAUGGACUCCCUAAGGGUCUAUGGACCACUGGUUAAGAACCCGGAUCUACAGAAUAUAAACUAAAUUUAAAAAAAACAGACAUAAAGUGCCUAUUAAUAACUCAAAAUGUUUUGCUAAUUUUAUGUUUAUUAAAGACGGCAAAUUUCCACUCUACAAAUAUUUUUCAUUGAAUUACAAGAAGAAAAAAGAAUACAAUACUUAAACUAAUGAAACAUAUUUUUAAAUAUUCCUGUUUUUUUUUUACAUCAUUUCUCAAGUUUUCCCUAUAAUUAUUAUACAUAAUUUAAAUGUAUGAAUAUCUCCUUUAGUUUUCUUAAAUGUGUAUUUUCUAAAUUAGUGAAAUAUAAUACAAUACACAAUAUUAUUCAUUAGGUAUUUAUAUUUAAAAAUGUAGUUAUUUUUGCAUAAAAAAUAAUUAAAAUAUUAAUUAAUAACAUCUGUAUAACUGGUCAACAUUUGGGCAUUUUCUAUUUGACAAUAGAAUAGACAUCUUGAUCUUAUCUAUCUUCAUACUAUUGGUUUUGUUGAAAUUCAAAGAAUAGGGUAUAUUAUGUAUAGAAUAAAAAUACAACUACUUGUGAAUUAUGAAAUGCUAAUUAAGAAACUUAAACAAUUUCAGAACUAUAUUUUCUCUUUGUUAACUGGAUACAUGGAUCCUCCUGCGGGUGUACAACUUGCUGAAAAUCAACACUACAAUCCUUAUUUCCCUGGCGGUGCAAUUGGUAUGGCUCAAGCUUUAUAUGAUGAGGUAAUAAUUUUUAAACAAAUAAAAUAUUUAAUUAUUUAUUUCUGUUAUUGUUGCAAACUAGUUGUAACCAUAGUUUUUGUAAAAAAGUAACUAAUCACAUAUAAAUAAAUCAUAUUUAACAAUGAACUAUUUUAGAUAAUUGAAUAUGGAGAUGGUACACCUGCUACUCAAAGUCAAUGCGCUAAGGAUGUAGUUACAUUCUUGAAAUGGUGUGGAGAGCCUGAACACGAUACUAGAAAAUUGUUUGCAAUGAAAGUACGUAAAAAAUAAUUUAUUUUAAAUCAUUUUAGUUAUUAAUUUUUUUUAAAUAAUUUGUUUAGGCGUUCACAUUAUUAGGAAUUUUGAACUUGGUUGUAUGGUACUUACAUCGACACUAUUGGUCCGUGCUAAAGAGCCGUAAAGUUUUGCAAAGUCCUAAAUCGUUUUUCAAAAAGUAAAUUGUUCUAUGAUGGUAGUAGCUAAAAGUUAAAAACCCUAUGAGAUUAAUUUAUUUUUAAAACAUGUAUGUUAAUUUCAUUGUUCAAGUAAUAGCAAAAUAUCCAUCAAUUUUUAUAAGUACCAACAAUAAAAUUUGCAAAAUUGCCUGAACAUUUUUGUCUAUAGUAUAUUAUUCACCAAUACAAAUUCAAGCAUUAGUUACUAAUACAUCAUUUUCAUUCCUAUUUUACUCCUUAAUAUUUUGAUGGUUAAUUGUUAUACAAUAACUUCAAACUGUAGUUUGAAAAAAUACAUCUAUAAUAAAUAGUAAAAUUUGCUUUUAUCUUUUAUAACUGACAAAAUAAAUUACUAUGAUAUUAAUAUUAAAUACUUUUCAACUUAUCUUAAUUUUAUAAGUAAUUUUAGAUUUCAGCUUUUAACAUUUAGGAUGAUUAUGUAAUGUUUGUCAUUGUAUAUUUAUUGAAAUUAUAUCUAUGAAUUUUAUUUGUAUUAUUUUUAAUCUACAGUUUGAAUUAUACAACUUGUUAUAGUAUUAAUGUGUAAUUAUAUUAUAAUUUAACAGUUUACAAUUUACUGUAUAAUUAUUUAUAUUUAAAAUGUCCAUUUUUAGAAAAAAAAAAAAAACAGAUUAUUUGAUAAUUGACAAUUAUUUAUGCAAAUAUUGUAGCAUACAUAUUUUAAUAUCCAUGUGGCACAUAAACUUAUUUAAAAUUCAUCUAUCGAGUUAAAAUUUAUUUAAUUUAUAACUAUUAUAAUUUGUAAUUAGUGUAGUAAAAAAAAAUAGUGAAAUUUACAAAGUCUCAUUUUAUGCAAAAUAAUUUUAGUUAUUGUUUAGUCUUUAAGACUUAAUAUUAAAACACAAGUUAUUAAUCAUCAUAUACUUUAUUGUAUAUUUGUUUUUUCACAUCUUGAAAUAAGUCUAGCUAAUAUUUUGAUGUACAUUUUGAAAUCUUUAAAUCUGCACAAGUUAAAUGUGUUCUGUAACCAGUUGUAUCUAUGAGUUUAAAUUUUAAAUAAUCAUAUUUCAACUUUUUGCCAUUUUUUUUUUACUCAUUACCCAUCAGUAAAUUAAUUAAUUACUACUGUAAAAAAGUUAAACCUACAUAAAUUUGGAUUUUUAUGGAUUAACAAAAUAUCUUUGCUUUUUAAUUCAAAUGAGGAAACAGAUUCUUAAGGUUAGUUAUCUAUCACACAAUGUGGGGAGUUUGACUGGAACAAUCUGAAUAUUAUUUCUCUUAUUAUCUAAUUGUACCUUGUAAAUGCAAAAAGAACAAUCCUAUUAAUAACAACAAGUAUAUUUAUGUCUGCAUAACUCUCAAACAUUUAAAACAAAAAAACCAUAAAACUGUUCAAUGAUAAUGUAUAUAGUUAUAUAUAUAUAUAUAUAUAUAUAUAUAGUUUUCAAUAAUGUUAUUUCAUAAUAAAAUAAUUAAGUAAAAACAAAAUUAUUAAAAUAGUUAAUACUUGUAAAUAAAUAUGUAAAUAAAAAAUGUAGGUAUAUAUAAAAAUAAAAAAAAUGAAUGCAUCACCUGGAGUAUACCACUCCAGGCAUGCAUUCAUUAAUUUAUAUAUAUUUUCUUAUGUAUAUAAUUUUUUUAUUUAUAUAUUUAUUUACUAGUGUUAUUUAAUUAAUUAUGACUACUCUUUAUCUAUAUAUGUUGUAAUAAUUUUGUGAAUAACAAAGGAAAAUAAAAUCAUUAUAGGCAUUGAUUAUACAAUAUUAUUAUAUUAUACAGUUUAUACUAUUUGGCAGGUUGUAGUUAUUAUACUAAUACUUAUUACAUACAAAGUCCCAAAUUAAAGAUUAAAUUACAUUUGAGUAAUUGGGGUUUUUAUUUAAUGGGUGAAUCCAUAUUUCUUUUUUUUAUAAAAUUUUCUUCUAAAUUGUAUAGUGUGCAUUACAUGAAAAUUACAGUACCUAAAAUAGAUGACAUUCUGACAACUGAAUUAUGUUUUUCCUAAAGGUAUUUUGUCUAGGUUGUGUGCACAUUACAAAAACAAAUUGUUUUUAGUUUACUUAUACAAAAAUGACCAACACUAUCUAAAAUAGUUUUGCUCUUGGUGGACAGCUGUAUCCUAUGGAUAAAGUAUAAUUAUUAAUAUUGAAUAGGUAUACAUAGAUAAACAUAGAAAUCUGUCUAUUGUAUAAUCAAUGUUUAUAGCUAUUUCAAACUUGUAGUUAGUGAUUUCCAACUUUUUUGUAUUCUACAUCCCUUAAAUUUGUUCAAAAUUCUCACUACCCUCAUUAAUAUAGACCCCCCACUAGCUGGCCGAGGAGCCAAAAUAGAUUCUCAUCCCGCAUUCUCGGGUUGACCUACCGAUGUCAACCAAAAACCUAGUCGGUACCCCGGACGGGGGAGCCCCACUUCACACUGGACUGGCCUGGCCGCUCCAGACUUAGUGCACCCUAGGUUGAGGAAUCUAACUCGGCUGAAACGUGGUGGCUGUGGGACAGGCGCGAGAUAGUAAAGCUCAAACACUGCACCUAGUGGAUGAACGGGAACCCAUCCCGGUCGCGAGAAAGGUACGGGCCUCAAAAGCCCAGGGCCGAUAUUCCCUCCAAAGAUCCUGGACCAGCAGCGGCCCUCCAGCACCAUGACUGUUAGUAUAAAAAAAAAACAUGACUUUUUAGUUAUACUGUGUUCAGAUAGAUAAUAAUAUAAUGCAAUGUUAAUAAUUGUAUUAUUAUAUUGUGUGGUAG
This is a messenger RNA of Cinara cedri, 9023 nucleotides long. The record is from the annotation of a GenBank genome assembly. Lineage: Eukaryota; Metazoa; Arthropoda; Insecta; Hemiptera; Aphididae.